UUGUUAAUUUGGUUAUCCUUUCCUCUUGCUGCAAUAUCAUAUUGCUUUUGAGCAAUUAUACAUACACUAUAUGCGUAUCUUUAGCAAAUGUGACUCGUUUGUGUGAUCUGCUCAUUUCAUCCCCCAUCGACAGCUCCUUUCUGCUACAGUGAUAAACUCCCUCCCGUGUUUUUUUUUUUUUUUCUUUUUUCAAAAAAAUCUGAUUUAUCCGAAUAACUUCCACUCUCCCCCCUUCUUCCACGCCUACUUUUCGACUUCAAAUUGAUGAAUGGUCCAAAGGGAGGAUAGUGCACACUCUUGUCCCAUCUGUUCCAUGUAUCCUCGACCCUAGUGACUCUACGUCACCCCGGGCACAGAACUGGCGCAGGCCACUUAGGCUAGUUUAGUUUAGUUAGGCUACUUUGGCACAGAACUGUUCUGUGCUCGCCACAGCUGCUACUCAUUUUGAGCCCGGGCACCGUUCACAGCUUUCGCAAAUACGCUCGUUUGUACUUCAGUAGUAAAAAGGUAGUAAAAACAUCCGUGCGCUAUACCGCGUGGUCUCGCCACUCUUGCACUGCUUUCCUCGCAUUGUCUUUGCGAUGACUACUCCGAAAUCGGCGCAGUUAAUGUUUCGGGCUUUUUUUUUUAUUUCUCCCAGACUCUCCUAAUUUUGGAAAAGCUGGAAACUCCGACAAACGGCCUCCGAAUUUUUCAAAAUGAAAACUCCGAAGAAUCGAUAACCCUACGUUCAUCGUGGACGACGCAUGCUGGUUGCUUCCCCGAUUUUUUUUUUUUUUUAUUCCUUUGGCAACAGUUAAGUGUUCCGUCGCUUCUUUCGGAUGAAUCCAUUCAUCCAUGAAGCAUCAUCUUCACCCGUGAUCUCUGAGACGGCCUCAUCCAUGUCCCAACGUAUCCCUUUCAUUUUCCCAGGUCAUUUUAGGCUCCACGCUCUGUAGAUCAGGGUGUCGAACCGAACCCGAACCCGAACCGAAAUUUUCAUGACACUGUUGAACCCGAACCGGAGCAGAACCGUAAAAAAUAAUAGCGGUAACCGGUUCGCAACAAAACGGUUCGGACAUAAAAGAAGUCAGCAUAAGAAUUCCUCUCUAUCCCCGAACGAAGACACAUUGGUAUCAUCAUCACGCGCCUAUAUCAUGGAUUUCAGAAAUUUUCACUUAGCAGUGAGACGACGACGUAUUUCGUCGUAUACUUUCAGCGUCGUAGUGAAGCAUACUUUCAGCGUCUUUUUAACAUGUUGAAGCGCAGUUGUCCUUGUGAGCGCCGCGGCUAGCGCCCCACGCACGCGGUGCGGCAUCUACUCUUCAGAGACGAGGUGCCACGCGGACGAAUGAAACAGGAAUGGAGUAGGCCAGUUAUGUAGCUCUACAAGCCGAAUUUGCGAUCAAAUAAGCGCCCAAGAUUUCCCGUUACACGUGAGCAGUACAAAUUAAACAAGUCAGAAACAUCAGGAGUGGAGAAGGAGCGUACGCAGAACGGUGCCUGUUUGAUUGGUCGUGGCUUGAAAAGUAAAUGUGGUUCUGCUUAUUGGUAGUGCAGUUGUGUCGUGACAUAUUGCCUUUGUGUUGUGGAUUAACUAGUACACUGCUGUGAGCUCGGACAGAGUAAUGCUUGCAGGCUUAUUUUCGACAUGCUUCAGUACGGUUUUAGAUCGAUUCACGUUGCGAAGGCAGUGUGCCGGCUAGUACUGUCGUCUAUGUUACGCUGUCCAUCUUAUUAGGCUUCCUUUAAGUGUAUCUUGCUGACACUGUGCGUGUGAAAAAAGAAAUUUUGGGAACAGAAAGUAGCAGGACUACACCGCUUCAACAGCGUGGACUCUAUUUGCAAUAAGUGUUCAUCCAUUCCUCAUUUCUCUCGCUAAAGGGCUACCUCACCGCUAGAGACGUCAAUGCAGACAACAGCAGUAAGCUAUUAGCCACGCAUUUCCUGAUAAAAGCUGUUUUAUGGAACAUAUAAAACGGAAGCGUUGAACCGGUUCGCGAACCGGUUCGGGGCUGCGAACCGGUUCGAUUCUUGGCGUGGCCGAACCGGAACCGAACCGGAACGAAAUCAAAACAACGUGAACCCGAACCGAACCCGUAUUUUUUGCGGUUCGACACCCUGCUGUAGAUCCGUCGUACCGGCCGAUGUGUUUCGACACAAUAUGAAACAUUGUCGGUGGUGGAACUAAGCCAUGCAUACCCGCUCGUCUUGUACGUGUAGGAGAUGUUGUGGUUGUGGAAAUACACGCUGUUUCUACCCUUCCAGGACAGUUUCUACUUCGCCGUCUAUUAAAAAAUUGCUAAGUACAAGGUUCCCUGGACUAUAGGAAAGGUCACCUUGGGGGCUCACAGGUACAAAAAAACAACUGAUAAGACAUUGAGAACGCACGAAGGCAUCACGUGAAAUGCCACUCAAAGCGGCUCACAGGUACAAAAAAACAACUGAUAAGACAUUGAGAACGCACGAAGGCAUCACGUGAAAUGCCACUCAAAGCGGCUCACAGGUACAAAAAAACAACUGAUAAGACGUUGAGAACGCACGAAGGCAUCACGUGAAAUGCCACUCAAAGCUUAUCGCGCCUGCUUUGUGAACACCAGAGAGCUAGUACAAGCAGCCAAGCAGCACAAUGUACUGAGAGUUGAGUGCGAUAGGCCUGUUGCGCUGGAGUUUUUCGAAGAGCCAGCUAGCGACAGACAUGCAAACUAGUCCCUAAUUCAGCGGCCUCCCGUGUUUACAUUUUUGCGUAAUUUUCCUGCAAAUGGGAAGAAGCGCAAGAGGACGAAAACAUCGCAAUAUUAAAAUUUAGUUGUUAUUCUUGUUAGGUUGUAGCCACAGCUAGAGUAGUUCAGAAGAUAAACUUGUCUCUAGCCUUACCAACAAACCUUGCGAAAGGUGUCGCAGCCACCGUUGGAUUAGUGCUGUUUGCCGUAUUGAUAUUAAUGUUUACAAGAUUCUCAAUGGAAUGACUCCAGCUACCUUUAUCCAUGAUUCAGACAAGACGUUUCACAUGUCAUUUCGCACACAGCAGUGCUGCACAUCAGUAAAAAUGACAGAAAGGUCCCACACGGAGAAAUCGCAUCAGGCCCAGCACGCCCGACAGCGGAGAACUAGGAAGUUAGUCGUGUCUGGGCGCCCGUGGCGCGUGUGUCGGGAAAUCGCAGAGCCGCCUGGUUAGUGCAACAGGCCUAUACGGGUGGACGGUGGAAGAAAGGACGCCAGUUCUAGGAGAAGCGCAUGGCGGCACACUGAAAGGAUGAUGACUGGUGGUAUCGCCGCGUGAUCUGUACCUGAGACAAAUCUGACGUCAUAGAGGACAGAAAAGGAAUGUAUCGAGAAGAAUGGCUUCGUCAUCCGGAUUUGAUUUCAAAAUGGAACGGUCAGAGCAGUGUAAAGAUAUCAGGAGGGCAAUGCACCAAGCCAUAUUGCACACAGACAGGAUUCGCGUUCUUCGGUGCCUCGACGCCGUGCCUGCACUCAGGUUGUGGCUGGACCCCGAGCAAGAUAUAUCAGCCUGUUGCAGGGCGAUUCAAGAGGAAGACUUCUAUAUUCACUGUCUACUAAUAUCACGUAACUGUACCAUCCAAGAAACCGAAACGUCGUGUUACAACACCCUCGACCCCACUGAACGCGUUGAUCCCUGUAUUGAAUAUCUGACACUCAAAAGUCGUAGCGGAAACAGUCGCGGUGGCUUACGGUUCGGGAGUAUGUUUAAGAAGCUCUUCAGUGUGGAUUUGAUACAGCCAAUUCUGAAGGCGGUGGCAACAGCGCCACACCUAGAAAUAGUAUUUGACUGCCAGAGUGAAAACGUGCGGCAUAUUACAAAGCGUACGAGUGAAUCCAACCUCGGUGUUACCUUUUCCGAAGAACAAAGGAUUUUUAUGAUGGAGUGUGGAAAAGAAGACGAAGUCUUGGGACCGCUGGCCCACGAACUGUGCCAUUUCGCGCUUCAUCUGGUGUACGGAAACAGUGGCAAACCAUAUCUUGGCUUUGAUACGGAGAGGGAACAGCGGUACAAGAGAGUCGUCGACGACGUCAGAAAGAAGAAACGAUUACACCUCAUCAUAGAACAUGCUCUUCAUCGGGAUGAGGAAGAAGAACUGAUCGUUCGCAUUCCUCACGUACUGGCUCAAUAUAGCGCAGGUCCUGGAGAUUGGAUUCUGCAACAGGAAGUACCGGAACUAUAUGGUUUCUUUAAGGACUUUGUCGUUCCAGACAUGCAGAUGUACAUUCACAACAGGACCUCGUUGACGGAUUUUCGCAAAAUCGAAACUGAAAAUGCGACGUUACGAAAAGCUUCCGAAACAGCCAAACUCAAACUCGCGUUCAAGGAACCACUUCGCCUCGGCGACCUGGGAAAUGCUCCUCUUCUUAUAUUUACGAGUGCGGAACUCAGGCUUCUCGAAGUAAUGGUUCACAACGCUGUGCGGUCUAGUCUACAACCAUACUUGUUUUUCAAAGCAACCCAGUGGGACUUGAGGCUCAGAGAUGUGUUACUCGACUACAAAUGUGCAUUUGUACUCGUGACUGUAAAACUGACAAUGGACUUCCGAGAUAUCCUCGAACUUCUGGCUAGUGUUUCCUCUGUGACUGGAGUGAAAGUUAUCUUGCUUGUAGAGAAGAGCGGCGAAGAAGACUUGAUGAAUCUAGUGCGGGAAGAUACCUUCUUCGCCGAGAGACACGAAGUUCGCAGCGGCCUCUCAAUAGGCUUCGAGCACCUCACGGAGAAAUGCAAAAAAGUUGUUUUUCAAAAAUCUCGCGUAAAAUUUCAAGGGCAAGACGCUUGUGCGCUUCCAGUAGCAAUGAACUUCGACAGCUUCUUAAGUUGCGUAGACACUACGUUUUUCCUACGCAUGUGCGAAUCGAAGUACAUUGACGUGGGACCUCCUCUUCAUGAACUAGAAGAACGUGUUAAGAAUUGUUAUGUAGAACGACUGUGCACAAGGACUGCGGAAAUAGACCUGAAACAGUGUGAACUAGAUGACGACAACGAGGCUUUCUCAUUUCUCGGCUCUCCGCAUGAUCGCGUCACUAAACUUCUUCCGUGUGGUUAUGAGGCCAAAGACAUCAAUGAUUUGCAGAAAUUCGAAAAAUUCGUAGUCCUCCGAGGGUCGCGUGACUACGAAGAUCUCACGGAAGUCACCUAUUACAGAAACAAAGUAGUGCACCUACUCCAGCUGAAUGAGGAACAUAACGGACUCGUGUGGACGAAAUCAAAUGGUCGUCUCAGUCACCUUCCAAUGACCGGAAAUGACGAGUACACCUUGGAAAUGUUCUUGAAGGUGAACGAGAAGGUCGUCGUGGUUUGUGGUGCGCCCGGGAUGGGAAAGAGUGUGCUGGCAUCUCGGAUGUGCUCAGCAAUAAAGAAACAAGACUGGAAGAGGUGGGUGCUCUACGUCGACCUUCCUCAGAGAAUGGCAUCCGUUAAAGACAAACUGCCCAGUCUCACAUUUCUAGCGGAUCUGUGCCAAGUACAAACAGACGGGCUGGAGUUUGCUUUGUUCGAGGAAAGCUUGAACAACGGAAGCCCUUUCGAAGUUGUUGUCAUCUUCGACGCGUUCGAUGAAAUCAACGCGAGAUGCCGCAAAUGUGUCCUAGAUCUGGUAUCAUUUCUGAGUGAGAAGAAAGUACAUAAGUUGUGUAUAUUUACUCGUACCGUGUUCAAGUCCGAAGUGCAAGAUGCCCUGCACAUAGUGGCGUAUGAACUCGCUCCCUUUUCUGAAGAAAACCAGGAGGAGCUCCUUACGAAAUACAGGGAAGAAAGAGAACGUUCACUUACGAGGAACGCUGCAGUUUCUCCGCAGUGGGAGGGAUUGUUCACGUCCUUGAAGGAGACAAACAAAACAAUCCUCGAAUCCCCUCUCCUACUUCGCAUGAUGGCUCUGAUGGAGAGCGGGGAAAUUGCAGAUGAUUACUCUUCACUACUUAAAAUUAUUGACACCCCUGCUCGUACAAGGGUGUACCCUAUACAUAUUUACAAGAUGUUUGUAGAGUACAAAUACCUCGUAUACAGAAGAGAGAAAAGGAAAGAAAACAUCCGCCUAUAUCACGUGCAACAGGACGAAGACGACGCAAAGCCUGCGUUCUACGCAAGUCAUGGUCUGCUUGCUAUGAAGUGCGUGUUUCGUGGAGAUGAACUGGCAUCUCUGUUGAACGAGGAUGAAUUAGAAAAGUUAAAGCCCGAUGGAACUCUAUUCAAGGACCUAGCUGCCAACCGCCUUAAAGAAGGUUUUGUGAACGGAAUUAACGACGGAGUUCCAAUGUUCGUCCACAAGACUUUCGCUGAAUUCUUUGCAGCUGACUACCUCCUGCAGAAAGCAAAAGCCAGGGAGAUUCAUUAUCCAUUACUCUGGAAGAUCAUUGCGGGACCGGAUGGUACAGAAGAUUACAGUGGUGUUAGGCUGUUGUUCGAUGGGCUGGCGUCGGCGUCCUUUCCACUUCACUCUGCUAUUAUCAACAACGACACUUCGUAUUUUGGGCACCGUGUUAUCGUAAGGGAAGAUAUGUGUAAGGUCGAUGAACUCAAAAGGACUCCAUUGCACGUGGCGGCCAUGUAUGCUGAUGAAACAGUAUUGCAGAGGCUUCCAAUGGAUGAUGACCUAAUCAGACACGAUAUCUUCGGGAUGACGCCGUUCGCAUACGUGCAAAAGCUUCCAAUGAGUGACUCUUCCAAAAAGCUUGGUUGGGCGUUUUAUGCAUAUAUGUGGCGGUCAAUUGAGAUAGACAGACUUAACAUAUUAUGCACUCGAUGUAGCGAGGAAGCAGUGAAACAUUCCGACGCAAUUCUACGCACGUGUGAAACCUUGACGGAAAAGAGACGUUUUGUAGAGCGAGCAAUACUCACAGCUGUCAGACACGACCUACAGGGCGUUUUGGACAUAUACCUCAGCUAUGUGUCCCCAAUAGAAAGAACAGGAGCUUUGGACAGAGAGACCCUGGCUAAGUCGAACGCACGAAAGCUUAGAAGCCCCAGAUGCUCUUCGGAGCUUCCCGUAAUUGAGGACCUUGAUAGAUUCACAGGAAUACGCAACAGAACUGUUCCUUUCUUCGCAAAGUCCGAGGCUGUUUGCAAAAUGCUGAUUCCUUACUGCGACAUGGGAAUGAUAGACGAGGACGGCAAUACAAUGCUGCACAUUAGCGCGGAAAGGGGAAACCUGGAAACAACGAUGUUUCAUCUCGCACAUUCGUCCAUUCACGUCAGAAAUAGAAACCUUGACACUCCUAUGCACUUGUGUGCACGUGAACGACGUGCAGAGGUCGUCAAGCUGCUUCUUCCUAUUUAUGCGUCAGUGAAUGUUCGGAACUGUGAUCGGGAAACACCGAUGCAAGCAGCUGUCGGGGGAAACCCGAUGAGUAUUUUCGGUUCACCUCAAGAAACUGUCAAACGGUGCCAGUUGGAGACUGUAAAGUUGUUACUCCUGCGCAGUCGCAUGGACGACGAACGUCACGUCGGUUUUACCACCCCUCUUUGCCUUGCCUCUGUACGUGGUGCCCUUGACAUCGUGACGUUGCUUCUGCCUCACACGUCAGCCCAUACGGCUAACUACAAUGAUGUAACGUGCCUGGAUGAAGCUGCACGAUACGGAAGGUUGGACGCUGUAAGCUGUCUCAUUCCGCACUCUCCUGUCAACUCUCCCAAAAAGUUCGUAUCAUCAGCAGUGAAGAUUUGGGCAAGCUGUGGUAAAAGGAAACUGUUGCAACAUAUAUGGCCUUAUUUUCGGCACAGUGACACAAAGCAUACACCGAGGAUCAGUGAACAGUUGCUGAGUGUGAAUGGCGAUCCCCGAGGAGAAAUUUCGUGUCUGAAACUCCUCCUCCUCCUCUUAAAUGACAUUGCUGCCGAUUCUUAUGGUGAAACACUGCUACGUCACAUUGCACGGCGUAAGCUACAUCCUACGGCACAAAUGAAUUACAGGAAGCUGCUCCUGCCACAUUUAAGUCACCGCGCUAAAGAUGUUGAAGCUAAGGGAAUGCGUGAGGACGAUGGCAUGUCUGACAUCGACGAUUCGGACACGGACGAUGCAGACAGGGGAAUUGUCAACGAGGAUGACAGAUCGGUAUUGUGCUUUAAAGGAAAUGGGGGUGCUGUGGAAGCGGUGGAGUAUCACGGUUCACGCUCAUCCCUGUGUAUUACAGAUGACGCUGUGGACGCUCUACCGCUCUUGUGUGCAAAGUCUCGACACGUCGAUGCGGUCAAGUUUGUAAUUCCUUCUCGUGCUUCAGUACAUGUGCCCAAUGCGCUGCAAUAUACGCCGAUGCACACGUGCGCUCAAUAUGGACACCUGGACGUCGUAAAGGACGACGUGUUACUACUUCGCUCGGCAAUGAGGACCGCUAGCUCGAACGGUGACACGCCACUUCACGCUGCCUCUAGAAGUGGUGCCCUUCAUGUCGUGAACUUCAUUUUACCCCACUCGUUCGCCAGUAUGAGCAACUUCUCUAGUCAAACGUGCUUGCAUCUUUCCGUGCAGGGAAACAGUGUCAACAUUAUGAAAUGUCUAAUCCAACACCCCCUCGUCAAUUGUCCUGAUAUCCACGGUGACAUCCGUGCGAUAUGCGUCUCUCACGUCUCAAAGUCUCGUGAGUGAAGAACUGGUCACCUUACUGCCUUAUCUUUGUGAUCGUGAUUGCGACUGUGACGUUGCGAAUUUACCGGUGUUCCACGAUUUUCCUCGGUAUAUGGAGUUGCUUUAUGGAAGUCUUAAAACGAAGUUGUGUGCGAAACUCUUAAUACUCCAUUCACACAGGAAUGCUAUAGAUGAGUGGUGUAGAAGAGUGUUGGUCCACUAUAUGGAUGCGCAGGUAUUUAGAACACAAGACCCAAAUAUUGUGCGACCGCAUUGAGAUGUUUCCUUCUGAGGACGAUUGAGGCAUGACAGGAGAUUAUGAUCAUGUGUUUCACAUUUAUGAUACUCAUGAUGUCAAGAACCCUUGUCCACUAAAGGCACCCCGCUGAUGUCAUCCCGGGGUAUGUUCAGGAAAAGAUCGAAGCAUCAACAGUCCUACCGAUUUUCCACCAUCCUCCAAAAUAUCUAAAUUAUUGAAGAAACCGAAGGACACUGUCCUGACGAGCAUGUCUGACACCUUUGCGUUUCCCAGUAGAGUUCGCUGGAUGUGGGCCCAAAAAGUGUUCUGGAUGCGUGUCGACGCAAUAUUUUGUUGUUAUAUUGUCAGUUAUUGUAUACCUGUACCUAUUGCAUUAUGCAGCCAGCUAUAUUCAUUUAAUGUAUGCCAUAAAGAAGCGAACUAUUCAGUAACACAGAUGUAUUAGAAGCCAUGGACUGCAGCCCACGUACGAGAGCAUAUGAACAAGUGGACUAUGCAGCGAACGCACAGGACACCACAGGCCGAACUGUUUAAAUGAAAUAAAGUGUUUUUCGCAUAUUGA
Molecule: messenger RNA, 9367 nt
Organism: Ornithodoros turicata
Lineage: Eukaryota; Metazoa; Arthropoda; Arachnida; Ixodida; Argasidae
Exons: 4
Coding region: 3321-8567 (1748 amino acids)
Molecular function (GO): protein binding
Source: RefSeq, a predicted model, not a curated record